Messenger RNA from Serpula lacrymans var. lacrymans S7.9, 450 nucleotides. RefSeq lists its product as uncharacterized. Lineage: Eukaryota; Fungi; Basidiomycota; Agaricomycetes; Boletales; Serpulaceae. The transcript has 4 exons. Bases 1 to 450 code for a protein of 149 amino acids. The record is from RefSeq and is a predicted model, not a curated record.
AUGGUUCACACAUCAUUCUCCCAAGAAACCAGCGCCACUCCAGAGCACAAUGUAGACGACAUUGUGGAGCCCUUGGUUGCAGCUAUCCUACGUGAGGCCACUGAGAAUAAGGAGAAUACCUACAAGUGGGAGACACUGCUGAGAGUACAAAUGGCUCCCCCGGCAUUAAUAGUUGAUGAUAUGCUGGCACCAUUUUCCCUGCCCGUUGUGUCCACUGGGCACUACAUUGUAACCUAUUUUGGGAUGCUGUUUAUGCUCCCGGAUAAAACACAGGAUGACCCAUAUUAUCUGAUCACCAGAGGGUCCCAAAUUGGCGUGGUAGCCAAGCAGAAGGGCUCCCUGUUUGUUAUUGGGGACAGUGGUGCCUCCUUCUCCAGGAUCAAGAGUAUUUUGCAAGGGUGGCGGCUAGUGAAGGAGGCUAUCAACAAUGGUGUGGCUGCUCAGAUCUGA